Pelecanus crispus (Dalmatian pelican) is the source of this 796-nucleotide messenger RNA. NCBI's taxonomy places the organism in Eukaryota, Metazoa, Chordata, Aves, Pelecaniformes, Pelecanidae. The record is from RefSeq and is a predicted model, not a curated record.
GUGGUCGGAGGCAAGGUAAAGAAACCAGGCAAGCGAGGUCGUAAACCAGCCAAAAUAGACUUAAAGGCAAAGCUUGAAAGAAGUCGUCAGAGUGCAAGAGAGUGCAGAGCCAGGAAGAAGCUGAGGUACCAGUAUCUGGAAGAGCUGGUUUCGAGCAGAGAGCGAGCCAUAUGCGCUCUUAGAGAAGAGCUUGAAAUGUACAAGCAGUGGUGCAUGGCGAUGGACCAAGGGAAAAUCCCCUCUGAAAUAAAAGCCCUGCUAACUGGAGAGGAGCAGGGCAAAGCACAGCAGAACUCAAUCAAACUUGCCAAGGCUGGGAAGACAGAAGCAAACAGCAGCAAUCCCUGAGGCCAAUGCAGAACCUUCCGCACUGCAGCAGAGAUAGCUUGGAAGCUAGCAGAUGAAUGCUGUUGUCAGAGAAGUGGAUGCAUCCCCAGAUGCAGGGGGAAGGAUCCCAGUCUGCUGUCUUCUCUCUGCUCCUCCUCACAUGAAACUCUUUGAUCGUGGUGUUCCUAAGCCUGCAUGGAGUGGGGUUUUGGGGGUAAUAGGUGUUUGUGUAAGCAGAGCCUUGUUCUUCCUUUCUCUACACCGUCCUCCCCAAAUACAGCUAUGGCAGCUUUUGGGCAUUCCCGAUAAGAGAUGGGGGCUGCUUUUGUGUCAAAGGCCAGAAUUAGACUGGCUUUGUGGUCAGUAGUUAUGUGGUUGGUAACCAUUGUGGGAGUCUGAAAGGUUCUGUAAGGCGGGGGGGGGAAGGCAAGAGGAGGAUCUUGUAACAGCUUUGCUAAAGCCAAAUGGA